AUGUUAAAGCAAUUUUUGAUAUGUCAAGAAGGAUGGUACGAAGGCGGAAGUAUUUUCGUCGCCGUCUUUCUCGUCGUCGUCGUCUCUGCAUUCAGCAACUUCCGACAGGAGACUCAAUUUGAUAAGUUGUCGAAAAUAAGUAACAAUAUCAAAGUUGAAGUUGUUCGAAGUGGUCGUAGGCGACAUACAUCGAUAUUCGAUCUCGUUGUUGGAGACGCAGUCUUUUUGAAGAUCGGAGAUCAAAUUCCGGCAGAUGGAUUGUUCUUGGAUGGAUAUUCAUUGCAGGUGGAUGAAUCAAGCAUGACGGGCGAGAGUGAUCAUGUGGAAAUAGAUGCAUGCAUGAACCCUUUCCUUUUUUCGGGUUCUAAGGUGGUCGAUGGAUACGGUCGAAUGCUCGUAGUGUCGGUCGGAAUGGACACCACAUGGGGCGAAAUGAUGAGUUCGGUAACCGGUGAUAAAAACGAACGGACGCCGCUGCAAACUCGCCUCGAUAAACUGACCUCUUCGAUCGGAAAAGUCGGUCUUGCAGUGGCAUUUCUAGUGCUUGUAGUCUUAUUAAUUCGUUAUUUCACUGGAAAUACGAAGGAUGACUAUGGCCAGACAGAGUACCGUGGUAGCAAGACCGAUGUCGACGAUGUCUUGAAUGCGAUUGUUCGCAUCGUUGCCGCUGCGGUAACGAUCGUGGUUGUGGCAAUCCCGGAAGGUCUACCACUGGCUGUCACUCUUACACUUGCUUACUCGAUGAAACGAAUGAUGGCUGAUCAAGCAAUGGUCCGAAAACUUUCGGCUUGUGAAACAAUGGGCUCGGCUACGGUCAUUUGUACCGAUAAAACCGGCACCUUGACAUUGAAUCAGAUGAAAGUUACACAGUUUUGGCUCGGGCAAGUGUCCAUUGAGGAUGAUCUUGCCAAAGGAAUUGCUCCAAAUGUUCUUGAAUUGUUCUACCAAGGAGUUGGUAGCAUCUGCGAAUCGGUAUCGGGAUCCCUUCCCGAGUUUUCGGGCAGUCCAACCGAGAAGGCAAUUCUAUCUUGGGCUGUUUUAGGCUUGUGUAUGGAUAUGGAAAAGUUGAAGCAACAAUACAGCAUUCUCCAUGUUGAAACCUUCAACUCUGAGAAAAAGCGUAGCGGGGUUUCAGUUCGGAGAAAGGCCGAUGAAUCGAUUCAUGUACACUGGAAAGGAGCUGCAGAGAUGAUUGUAGCAAUGUGUUCACAAUAUUAUGAGAGCGAGGGGAUUAGACGGGCCAUGAAUGAAGGCGAAAGGAGCAGAAUCCAAACUAUAAUCCAAGGCAUGGCAGCCAGUAGUCUACGGUGCAUUGCUUUUGCUCAUAAGCAAGUUUCGAAAGAAGAAGCGGAAGAUUAUGAUGAUCGGAACGGAAAGACACAUCAAAGAAUAAAAGAAGAUGGUUUAACGUUGCUCGGGAUCGUUGGUUUAAAGGAUCCGUGUCGGCCAGGGGUCAAGAAAGCCGUGGAAGCUUGUCAAUCUGCAGGGGUGCGCAUCAAAAUGAUUACCGGGGACAAUGUUUUCACAGCAAAGGCUAUAGCUACAGAAUGUGGAAUUCUAGGACCAGAUUACCGGGAAGGAAGCGGAGAAGUCGUAGAAGGUAUCGAGUUUCGGAGUUACACACCUGAUGAGAGACUAGAGAAGGUAGACAAGAUCCAGGUGAUGGCAAGGUCCUCUCCAUUUGACAAGCUUUUGAUGGUACAAUGCUUGAAACAGAAAGGUAAUGUGGUUGCGGUCACAGGGGACGGCACUAAUGAUGCUCCUGCACUAAAAGAAGCUGAUAUCGGGCUUUCAAUGGGCAUUCAAGGCACCGAGGUGGCCAAGGAGAGCUCGGACAUUGUCAUAUUGGAUGACAACUUCAGCUCAGUUGCCACAGUUCUACGAUGGGGCAGAUGUGUGUACAAUAACAUACAAAAGUUCAUUCAGUUUCAACUUACCGUAAACGUGGCAGCCCUCGUAAUCAACUUCAUUGCAGCGGUUUCAGCCGGUGAGGUUCCCUUGACUGCGGUUCAACUUCUAUGGGUGAACCUCAUCAUGGAUACAUUAGGUGCACUUGCCCUUGCAACGGAUAGGCCAACUAAUGAACUCAUGCACAAGCCACCAGUCGGUCGAACAGAACCCCUAAUUACGAAUAUCAUGUGGAGGAACCUCUUAGCACAAGCCCUAUACCAGAUAACUAUUCUCUUGAUCUUACAAUUCAGAGGUGAAUCGAUAUUCAAUGUGCACGAGAGGGUAAAGGACACACUUAUUUUCAAUACAUUUGUUCUAUGCCAAGUUUUUAACGAGUUCAACGCAAGGAAGUUGGAUAAACAGAAUGUUUUCGAAGGCAUACUUAAGAAUCGAUUGUUUCUCGGAAUCAUCGGAGUAACGAUCGUUCUUCAGGUCGUUAUGGUGGAGUUCUUAAAGAAGUUUGCAGAUACAGAGAAGUUGACACUAUGGCAAUGGGGAGUUUGUAUCUUACUUGCGGCAUUUUCAUGGCCGAUAGCUUGGUUUGUCAAGCUCAUACCUGUUUCGGACGCACCCUUAUUCGACAUCGUUAAGCAGGCUAUCACCUGCAGGAAACGUGCUGGGAACUUGGGAAGCUGCCUGAUGAAUCCGAAGGAGCUAAGGUCCCAUAUUAUAACACUGCAAUCAUCCGAUCCACUCACAAUCAGCAUAUAA
This is a messenger RNA of Hibiscus syriacus, 2661 nucleotides long. RefSeq names its product calcium-transporting ATPase 12, plasma membrane-type-like. The coding region runs from base 1 to 2661 and encodes 886 amino acids. The transcript is spliced from 2 exons. The record is from RefSeq and is a predicted model, not a curated record. NCBI's taxonomy places the organism in Eukaryota, Viridiplantae, Streptophyta, Magnoliopsida, Malvales, Malvaceae. Gene Ontology annotation, biological process: calcium ion transmembrane transport. Gene Ontology annotation, cellular component: membrane; intracellular membrane-bounded organelle. Gene Ontology annotation, molecular function: ATP binding; ATP hydrolysis activity; P-type calcium transporter activity.